UUAUUAUUGAGUAUUGACACUUUAGUUUUUACAGCUAAAAUAACUGAACUACUAUUGACAAAUAAUUUGUUUAUAUAAUAGAUGGAAAUUUGAUGUAAAUUAGUACGUUAUAAUUGAUAUCCUUUUCAUAGAUAAAACAUAAUGAUAUGUGUUUGGGGCUUGUUUCUUUAUACAGAUUCUAUAAACAUAUCGAACAAAAAGAUAGAUUAACAAACCUUAUCAUUUUGAGUACUAAAUCAGAAACCCAUUGGAAUAUAAAAUAAUACAUGUUCACAGAUUAUGAUGAAGAAUAAUACUAAUUAAAAUGUUGGAGAAGAGUACAAGAGGAGAAAGAAUAAAGGGUCGCUCUCUUCUGUCCUAUCUAAAUCUUUAGUCAAAGCAAAAGCCAAAGUUAAAUAAAUAAAUAAAUAAUAAGAGAAAAUAACAAAAACAAAACAUAUAAAAUACAUAAAUAAAAAUCGGAUGCUCUGAUUUUGGUACCCCGGAGACGACGGGAUUCAUACGUUGAGAGAGAAAGAAACCCUCUGACUCUUUUUGUUUUAUUUUCUCCCCCACUCUCUUCGCUUCUCACUUCACUCUCUAUUUAGAUUUUAUAUAUUUGUUUAAUUUCUUUUAUAUGAUUUUGGAAUCAAACAAUUCAAGUUCCUGACCGUAGAUUGUUCAACUAUACCUAAAGAGAUAACUCUACAUUAAAUAUCAGUACGUUCUUGAGUUUAUGAAUAGCUCGUAAAGACAUAAAUAUUUAGUUCGUAGAGAUGUAGACUACAAAAUCAACCGGUCACUUGUUUGACCAUUUUGUGAAGUCUAUUAUAGGGCUAAAUCAGACUGAUCUGUCACAUUAGACACUUAAUUUAAAUAUAUAUAGCAGAUUUAUAUUACCAAAUCUUGAGAUUGUUUGUGUAGUUUUUUAUUUCAUAAACUUUGACUUGUUUAUUUCAAUGACAUAUUGUUAUUUUCUCCCACUUUUGAUUUGGAUUAUAUAUUAUAUACUUUGUGAUGUGGCUUCCGAAUGUAGAGAAAAAAGUUAUGUCUUACAAAAAGUACCUUUUUCUUCAAAUGAACUCAUAUAUGUGCAUGAUACACAUUAUACAUUCGUCUGUACAAUACAAUAUACAAGUUUUUCCGUGUGUAUAUGACCAUACAAGAUGUGUCAUAUACUUAGCGGCAUUUCUAUUAUUGUAACGCAUAAUUGUUUUAGAUAUUAUCAUACAUAAGAAUAUUAGGCAGAAAGUAUAUUUUGUUUGUUUCCUUGAGUAAGCAAAAACAAGUAAACUCUAAAGAACCCAAAUAUUUGCUUCUAAUUCCCUUUUUCAUUCUCCCAAAUAUUCUUUCUCAAUUAAAUAAACUCUAUAUUUUUCAUUGAGUUGUCUCCUCAGAAAAUAAGUCACAUGGCCAUCAAUAUUAGGUAUUUGUUUAUUUAUUGAUCUUUUUAUUAUUAUUUAUUGAUCGUAGAGGUAAUUAAAAGCCCGAAAUUGUUAUAAAAAUAAAUUAUGAAUUAUAUAACACUCCAUUUGGUUCAAAAUAUUACAUAUUUUAGUUUUCCCCACAUAUUAAUAAAACAUAUUAAAUUUUAAUAUUAAAUGUAUAAUAUUUUUGUAACUAUAUAUUUCUCAUCAUUCUAAACCAAUAAAAAUCCUGUACAAUUUUUUUUUUGAAUUUUACAAUCAAUUAUUAUUAGUUGACAAAAAUACAUUGAAAAUAUAAAAAUAAAUAUUUUUGAAACAAAACUUUUUUUAAAAAAAUAUGCAAUUUUAUGAAAUAGAGGGAGUAUGUUAAUUACAUUUUCUCUAUAUUAAAUAAUAUAAUGUUCAAGUUUUUUGCAUUAAAAUUGAGAAAUCAUUUAUUUUGUUUUAUUUUUUUAUUGAAAUAUAUUACUCCCUCAGUUUCUGAAUAAGUGUCACUUUGACAUUUUUUUCAGAAAUUAAAAAAAAUGGCUGAAAUAUAUGUAAGUUGUUAUUAAUUACACCUUUCUGAUCAAUAAUAUUUGAGAUGAAUAAAAUUAUUUAAAAAAUCAGUGCAGUUUGUAAUCAAUUUUCAGCUGAAAGUAAAUAUAAUUUGCAUUGGAAUUGUAAAGUGACAUUUUUUGUGUAACAACAAAAAAUAUUAGAAUUACACUCAGUGGCGGAUCCAGAAAUUUUUUGGAUCGGGGGCACAAAUAUUUAAAAUAAUAUAUAUAAUUUAAUAACAUAUUUUUAUAAAGAUUAAAUAAUAUGUAUGAUUAAAAUAAACUACCAAAAGUAAGUUCAAAGUAUAUAGUACAUUUAAAUUGGUAUCCUAUAGCAUACAUAAAGUAUAACUAAACACAAAUCUUAAAAGAUUUUGGAUUUUAAUAUUUAUUUUUAAAAUUAUUUUAGUUGUUUUGUAUUGUUUAAAUGUUUUUAUCCAAGGGUGUUAAUUAAAUUUACUAGUAGUGUAAAUUAGUGUAAAUAUAUAAAAUGAGUUAGAUUAGUUGUUGAAACAAAAUAGAAAGGAAAUAGUUGGUUGAAAAAAGCAAACAAAAAAUCUAUAUAAACGUGGUAACAAAGUAAUACACGAAGAGAUGACAUCCAUACAUUACGUCUAAUACUCGAUGGAAUGAGAAAAUAAAAUUGAAAGAAAAAAGAAAGAAAAGGUAAAAAAAAUAGACGUACAACGGAAGAAUCAAACUGUCGCUCUAAAAUUUAAUGGGGGCACUAUAAGCAACUGAGCAAAUUAAGUGAUAAUGUUUAGGCUGGAAACAAAUAUUAUCUAGAAUUAAUCGGGGGCACGUGACCCCGUAGUCAUUAACGUGCAUCCGCCCCUGAUUACACUUAUUAUGAAACAGAUGAAGUAUUUGUUUCAGAAAAAAAAAAAUCAAUAGCUAAGCAUUUAAUCAUUACUGACAAAAAAGGUUAAGCAACUGUAAAAUACUAAACAAUCACAAAAUGUAAAAAGACAUUUAAUUUUGCACUAAAUGUUGAAAGCAUCAGGAAUAAAAAAAUAGGAAAAUGAUUUGAAAUAAUAUGUAGAGAUUAUUAUUUAAUCUUAUAAUAUAUAUAUCUGUUAAAAAAGUUUGUGCGGUAUAUGUUUGUAGAGUUUAGACGUAUUUUGAGUCUUUUUAAAAGUAGUGCAUGCUGUGAGUUAGAUAAAUAUAGCCUUAGCUAUUUUUUUUUUUCCUUUUUUUUGGGAAGAUGUCAAUUUUAUAAUUCUGAAUUGGUUUUCUUAAAGCCUACGGCUACAGUAAAUUUGUUUUAUACUGUAUUUAGCAUAUAAAUUUGAAUUCAGUAAUAAUAAUUUGAAUUUUAUUCCAAACUAUAAAUAUAUGUUUAGUUUUCUGAACGAGCUAGUUUUCUGUUUUUUCAACCCUAGGCUCAUCCAAGAGAUUAUCAUUAGAUCAGUCACUAACACUAUAUGUUAACUGAUCCAUUAAUUACUAUAUUGGGAACUAAACCUUUUUAGGUUUAGUUUAUUAGAGGAACAUUGAAACUAGAGAUUUCUCAAAAAAAAACAUUGAAAGUUUGAAACUAGAGAGUAACGAAGGUUGAUAUUUCGCUUAGCUAUUAACGUAUGAUUGGAUUCUGUGCCCCAUUAAUUUCUCGAAGAAGAUAUAUUAGCUUUCCUUUUGCUCGUAUGUUUUAUUCUUUCCUUUAUCAAAUUCGCAAUGGCUAGAAAAGUUCAAAAAUGAACGGGUGAUAAUAUAUUCAUGGACCUGAACUUACGUCGGUGAGUGAGAUCCAAUGCGACAAGUAAUUAAACUGCUAAUGCUGUUUUUAUUUUUAACUUCCUCAUUUACGUACGAAAUAAAAGAACUUACUAGUAGUUGUAUUUUAUAAUUUUUAUUCAUAGAUCUAAAAUAAAUUAUCACUGCACGCAUUAAAUGGAUCCAACAGAACGUGAGGUUCCAUAUUGUCUAAAUUAAUAGUUUACACCUUUUUGGAAUAUAUCGGAGAAUGAAAGUCUCCGUUGAUUCUACCAAUCCGUUGACGUUCAUAUCUCUUUGUCAUAUUUUCUAAUUAAUACUAUCCAUUAUUUAAUUAUUAUAUUUUUGAUACUUACUUUGUAUUUAUAAAUAUGCAUCUUGUCUUCAAACAUACUCUCCCAUUUUCAAUUUUAUUUUGAAAAUUCCUUGAUUAAUGUUUUACAAAUCAAUAAUAACUGAAUCUUCUCAACACUAAGGAAUUCGGAGAAGAAUUUAACAAUAACAAUCAAACUAAUAACAAUACACAAAAUAUAAACAUAAGAAUAAGAAAACAUAUUGACACAUGCAAUAUGGUUAUCUACCUGUACAAAUCAGACAAUGAUUUUUUUUUGGACUACUAUGAUAUUUAUUUGGUAGGUAUAGAUCUGAAAUUUAAUACGCAUUUUGAUUCCAUACUGAAUUAUGGUUGUUCAAAUCGAAUUAAAAAUAAAUGAGUGUGUUUAGUUCUUAACACAAAAAAGAGUGUGUGUUUACUGUUUAGUGAAGAUUAUUCAAGUAGGGCAAAAGGCAAGACCCAUAGCUGCCUAACAACCAGCUGUCGUCCUCUGUCUAUUAUGUUGAAUAUUAAUUUAACUGUUUAAUGGACCCUCAUGUUUUUUGCAUUAUGUUACCAUUAUGGAAAAACUGUCCUAUACAUUAGAGAAAAAUAAAUUUUGGACUAAAAAUAAAUUUAUUUUCUCACUUUUCUCAUUGAAAGAUCAAAAGAAAUGUUGGUUAAAGAAUAUAAGAGAAGUAGUCGAUCCCAGAGGAGCGCCUUGCAAAAGUGUUUUCUUGUGUAUCAUCUAAAAUUUCUGGUAAACAUAUAACAUAAUCAUGAUCAUACAACAUCAAUAUAAUAUAUUGUAUCAUACAUUAGUGUUAUUUAAAAUCCCAUUUAUGACCAGUUUAAACUUUUUAUAUUAUUCAAAAUUGAAUGGAAAAUCGAUAUGAUUGAGUAUGUUAUCUGAUUGUAGUAUAAGUUCCUUUCCUACUAACGACGUUUGUAUAAAAAAACAAGAAUAAAAAAGGAAAAUGCGAAGAAUGUUGGUUUCACAUCCUAAACAAUGUAGUAUAUAAUUUUCUUCCUUUUUGGGUCAAUUUUUUUUUUUUAUAUUAGACUAAUUUGAUGAAAAGCAUGGUGAUAACUUUUUGGUCUUGUGAGUCAAGCUUUUCCAACAAAAAAAAAAUCAUUUAAAAACUGGGCAUUAACUAUUUUUGGUAUUUAUAUGCGAAUAGCCCAACAUGAUUUGUUCAUCAUUGACUCACUAACAACGAUGUAUAAUAUGCUUUUCUCGCCCCUUUUUUUUCUUUCCCUUCACAUUCACCGUGCAAAAAUAUGCCUCUCAAUUCUCAAGUUGGAGAAUAAAGCUUAAAAUCUUCCAUAUUUAUGUUUAAAACACCCAAAAACUACUUUUAAGCUUUACGUAUUUUGAAAUAUAAUCGUAGGGUUACAUUGGACCCACUGUUUUAUGUUAUGCAAAUAGCAAAAUUUCUAGAGUUGUGAAUUAAAUUAUUUAAUUCCAUUCCAUCUCAAAAUAAUGAAACAAGAGAAAGGUUGACAUUACUAUCCCCUUUUAGAUUUUGUAAAGUUAUAGCAAAGAAGCCAAUAUUUAUUUCCUAUCACAUAAUGAAUUUGCACGGCUAACUAGCUAGGUGAAAAACAGUAAAGAUGUACACUCAAAAUUUAAAAGAAAAAGCGAUGUGGUACUAUUUCGGAAAUACAUAAGAAUAUUUGUAAUUACAAAAUAAUUUUACCAAAAACUAUCAUAAUUUGGAGUGUAAAAGGUAAGAACACUAGCUAGUAAUCAAUCCACCACUAAUGCGCCACAUCAUUUUGUAAGGUACCAAUGAAAAAAUAACGAAAAUUAAUUGGGCAUAUAUAUAACAAGAUGCAAGAAAAUAGAAACAUAAGUUAAAAGAAAAUCAUUGGAACUACACUCCAAUAAAUAACUUAUACCUGCGUUUAUAUAACAUACUGAUCACACUAGUGCUAGUUUGGUUAUGAGAGAAACUGAAACAAAAAUUUAAUUGAUCAACUCCUUUUAAAAAAAGAACUCUAAUUGAUAAACUUUUUGGGGAUAAUCCUUGUUAUAUAUUUUGUGUUUGGCUUAAAAUCCGAUACUCUAUACCAAUUUUUUUCUCUUCCACAAGAGUAUAUUUAUAGGGUAUAAAAGAUGGGGCCUAAAGGAAUUGGCAAAUUGUACCGAAGAUUGGCGAAGAAUGAGAUGUGGCAUGAAGGUGUUGUAGUUGUCUCAUUAACCAACAACAGUCACAGAGAGAGAGAGAUGUGAUGUCCACUGUUCAUUAAGGGGGUCCAUAUCUUUAUAUUGGUUGAAUAUAUAUCAUGUAACGUCAAAUUCUCUAUGUCUAUAUAUUGUUAUUAUGAUUAAUCAAUAAAGUUAGAAUAUUAUGAGGGUGAAAGAGCACACAACACCAAAGAAUGUACUGUGACACCCACCAACGUCUCGUAACUAUAAUACAUAUUCUGUACUUACCACACCGACUAGGUUACAAACCAUACCGUCCAGGUUUAACUUAUUCUUGUCUCUUAAUUUGAUAUUUCUUUGUAACCUCUUGUCUUUGAUUUCUUAAUUUUGAAUUCAGGUUUGAAUAUAUGUUAUUGUUAGACAUCGACCGAUAGCCAUCAAGAAACCUAAUGAAUGACUAUUAUGACGGUAAUGAUAUAAAACAGAAAAUCUGAAAGAAAGUUAUAUAGGUUUUUUUUUUUUGUAAAACAAAGUUAUAUAGGUUGUAAAGACUAACUGUUCCAUUGGGUAUACAGCUUUAAAACCUGCAAGAUCAUCAAACCUUUGUGAAUGGUUAGAAGAUUUACUUCUCAGUAUUCAUCAUAGUUAUUAUUCUCUUUUUUUGUCAAAAUAUAGUUAUUAUCUUCUGCAACAACACCAAUGAAGAUUUGAAUUUACAAAUAGUCAUGAGCUUUUGAUAUGCUAUCCCCCAAAUUCCUCGCGACCAAAACUUAGCUCUAGACAAGUGUUUCAUGGUUUUCUACUAGCAAUUUCAAUCCAAAAAAUGAAAACUCUAUCUAGUAUCUAUAGAACCCAUCACAUCUACGUUGAUAUGGAUUUUCUAAGUAGGUUUGAAAUCUAAAUGAGCUUUUUUCGCAAGAUGUUAGAGAGAGGGCACUAAAGUGUAGGAACAUCUCAAAUUCCAAUAUGAAAAGUCAGCAUAAACGGUUCAAAAAGCUUAAUUAAUUGAUGUAAGUUUAAGGUUGAGAGUGAGAGAGAAUGAGAAAGGAAGAAAGAAGAAAGAGAGAGAAAGGAAGAAAAGGAGCAAUAAAUGCGAAGAGACAGAAGGGCACAGAACUAUUCUGCCCAUUGCAGAAAAGAUAGUCUGAUGUGAGAGGUGAUGAAAUCAUUUUGUAAUCGAUUGCUUUAUGAUUGCUCCUUUCAUUUUUUUAUUUUAUUUAAUUUUCUUUUUAAAUAGGGAGCGACCAUUUAGUGGAUUGGAAUUUGGUUUUUCUCUAAAGCUGAUAAAAAGUAGAAGAGAAAAAGUAUAUAUUCAAUAGGUAAAGUGCUUUUCCCAGAAGUUUUUUUACCCCCUAUGUGUUCUCUCACAUAUACUAAUACUUUUCUGACAAAUUAAAAUAAGUAUAAAAGGUAAAGUCAAGGGAAGAAAAAGCAAAAGUAAAAGAAAAAAAGCUGCAAGAUGAUGAAGUUAUGAUGACUCAAUGAUAAUCGAGUGCAUGCAUUGCAUUGUCAUAGUUACUAUGAUAUGCACAACACAUAUCAUAGUAACUUUUUACUCACUUUUGCUGGCUCCCUUAUUUAAACCCUUAAAGCAUUUACUCCUUUCUUCAAAAGCCCGACGAGUUCACUUCACAAAGUUUCUACCAAACAUAUGUGAUAUUCAAACUAGAUGUGUGUGUGUAUAUAUAUUACAUGCACGCGCAGGUCAAGCUUAUCAUGUAAAUAUAAUGUAUCCUUUUGUUUUAUCAUGUCUGGGUAUAGAUUUUUAGUACUAUACCAAAUAGGCUGUUAUAGCUAAUAUCCAAUCAAAGCUAAUAUUUUGAUUCUAAUUUCAUUACUGGCUUGACGAAGCUUUAUUCAUAGUUCCUUGAACACAUGUUUUUUUUUCCUUUUGAAAAUGAAGACAAACUGAACCCUUGUGUAGUUUCUGAAGAUGAAUAAUACUAAGUUGAAGCUAAAUACGAAAAAAUAGUAUAUCGAAAUUUCAAGAAAAUGAUUCCAAGUAUUAGAAUCUGAUGAACGUUAAGUUCCAGGCCGGUCCAACAAUACUAAAAUUUAUCAUAUGGGCUAUUUUCUAAGUAUAUAUCACUUGGUCAUAAUGGGCCAUUUUUAUGGCUAAUAGUACCCUUUUAGUUGGGAAACAUAACAAGACGAUGACGUCAUAAUGGGCAAUCUUGACAGUUAACUUCGCGCCACGAGUAAAUCCCGAAAAGGUUUCAGGUGUACUUUGUCGCAUUGGAUCAAAGACCGCUACUAAGUCAAAGUCUCGUGUUUGAAGGAUACACUAGCUUCAGACCAAAGAGUGUCUCUUCUCCAGUUCUUCAUCAUAUCUUUCUUCUUCUCCACCAGAAAAGGUUUUAGAGUCCUCUGUUCUAAACCCUAGUUUCUUCUUCAGCUUCUUCCCCGAAGCUGUUAUUCGGAUGCAAAUUUGCUUCCUCUAUUUUGCGCCGUACUCGUUAAUCAAAUAGUCCCAUAAACAAAACAUUUGAUCAUUUGAAUUUUCUUGUCACUGGUUAAUGAUAAAGAAAAAAUUUUGGGGAAUUUUUUUUUAAAAUGUAUUUUGCAGUUUACUUAAUAUAUAUGAAAAUAUAAUUAAUUCUAUACAAAGUUAAGAAAUGGAUCAUCUGAAUUUUUUUUUUUUUUGAUCAUCUGAAUUUUAACUCGUAUUUGUUUAAGUUUCGUAAAAUCUCAUGAUCAGUCCUAUAUCUAAACAUAUAAAAUUAGUUGUUGUAUUGUGACUACCAUAAAGUGGUAGGUAGCGGUAUAGUUUUUUGUCAACUAAAAGAUGCGCUGACCUUUUAACUGACAAAAACUAUACGUGUAAAGAAUACUAGAGGUGUGUAGACAACUGGCUAAUUUCAUUUGUUAAAAAACAAACCAGUAGCCAGUCAAUCGUGACUUAGCUUAACGAGAGACUAGAAGGAAAUGGCCAAGAAGUUGCUUCUCCUUCUUUUACUUAUUAUCUUGAGUUCACAUGCAAAUUGUGGCUCUAUUGUCAAGUUUCUUCCUGGUUUUGAAGGUCCUCUUCCUUUCCAGCUUGAGACCGGGUAUAUUGGAGUUGGUGACGAAGAGCAGGUGCAAUUGUUUUACUAUUUCAUCAAGUCUGAGAAGAAUCCAAAAGAAGAUCCCCUUCUUAUUUGGUUAACUGGGGGACCUGGCUGCUCUUCUAUCACUGGUCUUCUUUUUGAGAACGGGCCUGUGACAUUUAAGGUUGAGGAUUACAAUGGAGGUACACCCACCUUGCUUUCUACUACAUAUUCAUGGACAAAGGUUGCGAACAUAAUAUUUUUGGACCAGCCUGUUGGGAGUGGCUUCUCCUAUGCAACAACUCAAAUUCUUGAUACCCCUAGUGACUCGGGAGAAGCUAAAAGGAUCCAUGAAUUUAUUCGCAAGUGGUUAAGUGAGCAUAAAGAGUUUAUCUCAAAUCCUUUUUAUGUGAGUGGAGAUUCAUAUUCUGGUAAGAUUAUUCCGGCCAUGGUUCAAGAAAUCUCCAAAGGAAAUGAUCUUGGGUUUAAGCCUCAAAUAAAUCUUGAGGGUUUUGUAAUAGGAAACCCUGUAACAGAUACUGAAUUUGAGCAUAACCAACGCAUUCCAUUCGCACAUGGGAUGGCACUAAUCUCUGAUGAACUCUACGAGUCGUUGAAGAGAAGUUGCAAAGGAAAUUAUGAUAAUAUAGAUCCACACAACACAGAAUGCUUGAAACAUUUCGACGAGUUCUUGAAGUGUAUAUCUAGAAUAAACUUUGCUAAUAUUCUAAUACCACGGUGCGAUCAAGCCUUGUCUCCAAGAAGAUACAUUCUCCUUCCAAACACUUCGGCUCCGUCUACUGAUGAUGAUUGCUAUGAAUAUACAGAUUUACUAUCUUCCCUCUGGGCUAAUGACGAGAGCGUGCGGGAAGCACUUCAUGUGGUAAAGGGAAGUAUAGACAAAUGGGUACGGUGUUCUUCUGGUAAGCCAUACGAUUCCGACAUCAAAAGCAGCGUACCAUACCAUAUGAAUAAUAGCAUUAAAGGAUACCGAUCUCUCAUCUUCAGCGGUGAUCAUGACUUAAUGGCGCCUUUCAUUUCAACGCAAGCGUGGAUAAGGUCUCUUAACUAUUCAAUUGUUGAGAAGUGGAGGCCAUGGAUGAUACACAAUCAAGUUGCUGGAUACACUCAAACUUAUGCCAAUAAGAUGACAUAUGCUACUGUCAAAGGAGGUGGGCAUACACCAGAGUAUAAACCAAAGGAAAGCUUUAUCAUGUUUCAGAGAUGGAUUAGUGGUCAACCUCUAUAAUACAUAAAGUAUGUAUCAGGUCUCAGAGAUAUAUAUGCUUCAAGUCAUUGAUUUUAUUAAUGUCUGAAGUCUGAAAAACCAUUGAGUGAUGAGAGUAGUGGUACAAGACCUGAUCAAUCAUCACAGGUCUGUAAAUGUAUGUAUCAAAACCAGAGACCAUAUACGCUUCUCUAAUUCUACAUCGAUUCAGAAACAAUACAUCUAAUUAUCUAAAUUAAGCAUUUUCAAUACAUCAUCGAUGCCUUGAUGCUUCGAGCUGUGGCUCCAGUUUUGUACAGCACAAAUA
Molecule: messenger RNA, 10684 nt
Organism: Brassica rapa (field mustard)
Lineage: Eukaryota; Viridiplantae; Streptophyta; Magnoliopsida; Brassicales; Brassicaceae
Product: serine carboxypeptidase-like 7
Biological process (GO): proteolysis; secondary metabolic process
Molecular function (GO): serine-type carboxypeptidase activity; acyltransferase activity, transferring groups other than amino-acyl groups
Source: RefSeq, a predicted model, not a curated record